AUGGCGGCCAGAUUAUCCAUCUCCACCUCCUCCACAGCCUCCGCCAACUUCAAUCGACCGCUGCCGCCCCACCCAAAACCAACCACCUCGCUGGCCGCGCCACCGGCUCUGCUGCUCACCCCCUCCGCCCUAAAAUUUGGCCGGGUUUUGAGGAAAAAACAUAAUCUGACCGUACGUAUGGUGAUGGACAGAGGGGAGUCUAGCGGCGGAGCUCAGCCCGCCGGAAUUCCAGAUCUGGCGGAGGAAAGCGCGGCGGCGCGCGCGGUGGAGAGGGCGGCGAGAAAGAAAUCUGAGAGAACCACUUAUCAGGUUGCGGCGUUCAUGUCGAGCUUCGGAAUCACGUCAAUGGCGGUCCUGGCCGUUUACUACAGAUUCUCCUGGCAAAUGGAGGGUGGAGAAGUUCCUUACGCUGAGAUGUUUGGUACAUUCGCUCUCUCCUUUGGGGCAGCUGUUGGAAUGGAAUACUGGGCAAGAUGGGCACACAAAGCCCUGUGGCACGCUUCAUUAUGGCACAUGCACGAGUCACACCAUAGACCGAGAGAAGGACCUUUCGAGCUGAACGAUGUUUUUGCAAUAAUUAAUGCUGUCCCAGCCAUUGCCCUUCUUUCCUACGGAUUUUUCAAUAAAGGCCUUAUUCCUGGGCUCUGCUUUGGCGCUGGUCUAGGUAUCACGGUCUUCGGCAUGGCCUACAUGUUUGUCCACGAUGGUCUUGUCCACAAGAGAUUCCAAGUGGGCCCCAUCGCCAACGUGCCAUAUUUCAGGAAAGUUGCCGCUGCCCACCAGAUUCACCACUCGGAGAAAUUUAAUGGCGUCCCAUAUGGAUUGUUCUUAGGACCAAAGGAACUUGAAGAAGUAGGUGGGCUAGCAGAGUUAGAUAAAGAAAUUGAUAGAAGAAUGAAAUUGUCCAAAAGUUCGUGA
This is a messenger RNA of Striga hermonthica, 918 nucleotides long. NCBI's taxonomy places the organism in Eukaryota, Viridiplantae, Streptophyta, Magnoliopsida, Lamiales, Orobanchaceae. The record is from the annotation of a GenBank genome assembly.